AUGACACGAAUUAUUCCAAGCAAUGAUGACAACCCCCAACGAGCUUCAACUGAUGACCAGGAAGAAACAUCAUCUCUAUUUGAUGCUGACACCAAGUCUCAAGGAGAAGCCAAAGCUCAAAGAAGAAAUCCAUGUUUGGGAUUUUUACUUUCCAUUCGUCUGUUCCUCGUAUUGUUGAUUAUGGGUCUGGUAUUAGUAACGGCCAUCUCCAUCUGGAUUGCCUCCUAUUUAAUGAACCAACAUGCGGCUGUUCAAUCCACCAAAGUUCUCAUCGACAACAUCAAUCAGAAAGUAUCUAUUUUCUUGGAUGGCUAUUUGAACGUGGCAAAGAGUGUUGCAUUUACUCUCUCUGACGAUUAUCAUCGCUUUGUAGUGAACACAGACCAUUCCAUUUUUACCUAUCACUACAAUCGGUUAGUUCAAACGAGUGUGACCUUAAUGAACUUGUGUUUUGGAGAGAAUGGUAUGAAUGGAAUUUAUGCUCUCGAUGCCAAAUCAUAUGCUGUACAAAACUUCAACGAGUCUAAAGUUGUCAUUGUUGCCGUGAAUUUUACAGGAGCAUCAUUCACCAAUAAGGUACUCAUCAAUAUUCCAUAUGUUGUGAACAAGACCGAUUAUUACAUGGAAUCUGUACGUAUAUUUUCAGUAUACCCAAACGGAGGAUUUGGCCAGCCUUAUAAGGUACUCUCAGGAGGAGCUCAAUCAAUGUUCUACUCUGCUCCUGUCUAUGACAGAAGUUUAUUUCCUUCCAAAAAAGUUCGAGUGGGUAUCUCCAAGAUUAACAUUUCUCUCGGUGCCAUUUCCCAAUUCUUGUCCAAUUUAAAGAUUCUCAAUCGUGGUUAUAUUAUUUUAACCGAAUAUGAAAAUGACAUGGUUAUUGGCUCAAAUUUGGUUAUUCCAGGAGUUGGAGUGGAUCGAAUUCCAGUUCGAAAUGUCACAACUCGGCGUGCAGGAGAAUUGAUGAGUUCAUUCCUUUCACUGAAUGCUUCAGAAGAUACCAUCAUUACCAUGCAGGGAAAAGAUGGAAUUAACUACAUGAUAUCUGCUUCAUCUUACCGAAUUGACAAUCUGAGAUGGAAAAUGAUUUUUGUCUUUGAGCAAGACGAAAUUCUUGAAAGUGUCAUUUUGAGUAGUUAUUCCGUUCUCGGUGUCACAAUUGGAGUUACUGUCAUUGGUUUGUUUAUGAGCAUUUUGAUAGGAUGGGCCAUCACCAAUCCACUGCAAGUUCUCCAAAAUGAUUUUAGAAAAAUUGAAGUCAUGCAACUUGCUGAUAUCAAACCACAUUCUUCAAUCUUUACCGAAACAAAGAAUAUUUAUUUAAGUAUUACUGAUACUGUCAAUUGGUUAAGAGAGUUUAGAGCAUUCUUACCAGAAAACAUUCUUAAUCAAUUGGAAACACAUCACGCAUCUAAUGAGAGUACUGAGAACAGCAACUCUAGAAAAUCAGAGACUCCAGAAAGCAAACCACUUCAAGCUACAAACAACAACGAAGCUACUUCCAAAAAUGAUGGUCACAACCAUAGUAGCGUCCCUAUGAGCGAAUCAAAACAAAACCUAUCAGCUAGUUCUUUUUCAUCACGACAAUCAGAAUCAACUCGUCGUUCCGAUCGAGCUGUGGCAAGAGAUUUAUUCAAGAUUGGUCUUUCAAACAAAGAAUGCUGUAUAAUGUAUAUUAAGGUUUGCAACGUGACAGAUAGGCUGUAUGACAACCCGCACGAUUUGAGUGGUUUAAUCUCAAAAUACUAUGCUAGUUUAGCACAAAUAUGUAAAACCAUGAAGGUCGAUAUUCACCCAAGAAGCUAUGACGAGUUUGUCAUUGUAUUCAAUGAUAAUGUCUAUACUUUAGAGGCCGCCUUGAGAAUUAGAUCCUUGUUCUCAUCGCUCAAUGAGAGUCUCAAGAAGGAAGGUAAGGCCCGAGAGCAACUAGGUCUCAAUAUUGGAAUAUCGUACGGAAGUUGCUUACAAGGUAAUAUUGGUAACAAACAAACCAGAUAUUAUUGCAUGACUGGCUAUAGUAUGAAAUGUUCUCGGGAAUUGUGUUAUCUCAAUCACGCUUGUGGAACUACCAUUCUGGUAGACGAAAAAACAUUUUCCAAGAAUAAGGCUAAUCAAAAUUUCAUUUUCAGACCAGCUGAGAGGUAUUACUCUCUUGGUGACAUGGAAUCCAGUCCUCAAUUUGUUUACGAGCUGAUGAGAAAGAAUGUGGUGCACGAUGAUGAGUGGCUGUAUGAACUCGAGUCAAAAAAAGCCAACGAAAAGAUCACUCGACUCUGUGCUCUGUAUCCUUAUCUGUUUUCAUCAGAUGCGACAUCUGAAAAGCUGUCAGAGCUUGUUGAAUGUGUGAGAUCGUUGAAGGAAUCAGCAACUCAAGGAGAUGACAAACUACUGCGCCAGUUGGAGGAACUUGCGACCAAAAGAGCAAACCAAAAUGAAGACCUAACUCACUACAAAACUUGCAUUGGCAUAUCCGCUACUCAAGAUUGUGAUGAAUUAGAUGGCAAGAUUUUUACCUUGUAA
Molecule: messenger RNA, 2517 nt
Organism: Naegleria lovaniensis
Lineage: Eukaryota; Heterolobosea; Eutetramitea; Acrasida; Naegleriidae
Exons: 2
Coding region: 1-2517 (838 amino acids)
Biological process (GO): cyclic nucleotide biosynthetic process; intracellular signal transduction
Source: RefSeq, a predicted model, not a curated record